AUGGACUGCGAAACAUUUGGUUACAUCUUUCAUCAUGUCAUAUUCCCGCCGAAAUUACCCGACAGCCCAGAGCAUAAACAGAAAUCCCUUGAAAGAAAUUUGAUGCUCAUUGUCAGAGAUGUCCUUGAUUCUUUCCUAGCAAAGAGAGAGCAGGAAAUCAAGGCCAGAUGGGAACCUGUGACCCAUAUGAUUGAAAUGUGGUUAUCCAUCGAUGGUGCAGCAGGGUUCGACCUCAAUCGGUAUGAGGAGGCACUUAUUAACACCCUAAAAAGACUGAGAGAUCAUGGGGCUCUUGCACUUUACGUCGCCGAGCAGAACUGCGGAUGGCUGGCACACUACGAUAUUGAAAUGAAUAAGAUCAUAAUCGACGCCUUCGAGACUUCAGCCUUAUCUACUGCUGUUUUGAAAGCACGGGGUCCACUUAUCCGGUGUUUCCCCGGUCAGAGCGUUGCGAUCCCGGCUACUAUGGUUGACGACCUUAGUUUUUGCAAGUACUUGGCGCAUAAUCUAUGCCGGCUCAACAUCGAGUAUGUUCGCGAGAUGCGUCCUAAGGCAUGUGAUCUUCGAGAAAACAUUGAGGAAACCCGUGAUACUGCGCAUCCAGGUUUGAUUACGGAGGGCCUGAUGGCGCAGCUUCUGGCAUUUGGGGAACACAGCGCGUACAAGUCGUUCGAAAAGCAUGUGUCGGAUGAAGUCAACCUCAAUGACGGCAAAAAGGCAUGGCGACGCUCGCCACUUUGGUUCGUGAUAAAAGUCGCAAUACAGACGAUCCUCUAUCGCAUAUUUCCGGAUUGCGAGGGCCGCACGGAGUACAAAAACUUUAUGGCUUUUUUGGUCGUUGAACUUGGCUCCCGUGCCCGCAACCAAGAGAGUGUUGCCCGAACACAAAAGUUCAGUGACAUUGCGAGUGUACUGAACAUUAUGCAAGCGAAGAUAGCUCGCCGUGUUUCUAAGCUGCAAGACAAAACCCUUGAUUUUGUGCUAGAGCGAGUUGCGGAAGUAAAUGGGGCUAUCAUGGAGCGCUUACAAGAACUUCACUCACACAUUCGAACCCGAGAUCUCAAAAUUGUCCCCACGACUUUUGGUCCAGUUCGAGACAUCGAUUUGGCAACGUCGCUCAAACAUUCUCGAGACCACUUGCGCGAGGCGAUGAUGCAUUCACCCGCAGUUCGCCCAAAGUCGACCUUUAACCGGCAACACAAGACACGGAUCCAACGCCAGUCAAUCGGUCUACCUAAGCUGAGAGAUGGUGAGAUACUCACGUUACUUGAUUUCGAAGCCUGGGUAGACACUCAGCUUCAAAGUUGGCGAAGUACUACCUGCUUGACCGACAAGGUUUGCUGUGAUCUUGCGGAGCUUAUUCAUAAAUACUCGUCAUAUGCCGAUAAGAAGUAUGCGCAAAUGCCCGACCAGAUGUCCCUGAUGUUCCUAGUUAUAAUGGAGUUGUGGGUUGCUCUCGACAAGUUGUGCAUCAAGCACUGCCCUCACGGGUUGCUUGAAGAAUUCUCGCCUGAGAUUCCGAAGAAGUUCCUUCAGCCACUGCUACUCCCUCACCAACGUCAGAUGCAGCGUGCCCAGGACGUCGAAGAAUACAUCCGGACCCGGCAUCAGAAGUGCAACUCCAAAGGGCCAGGAAUCUUUGAUGAUCCAGGUCCUGACACGUUUGCUGUGCGGUAUUUUGACAAAACUCGGCACCAUAAGAACCUGCGUGAUAGUAUUAUAAGAUCAGCAACUGCUGAACGUGAGGGCCGGCGCAGAGAAUGGGAGGAGCGUUCAAAUAGAUACCAAGACCUUCUUGACGAGUCUUCGAAUCUAGCCCACGAGACAGAAUUUGACGAAUGGAACCGCGAGAUCCAUUAUUCUUCUUGCAAGAAAUGCCGUUUGGAAACAAGUGCCUCCAAUUUACACAUUGAAGUCCAUGAGUGGCCGCUUCCUGAAGACGAUGAUCUGAUCAAGAACAUUGUGUUUGAGCUUGAUUGCCCCAUAUGGUUUGCUGGGUGGCGAGACAUUACUUGGAAAAUCAUAGACGAAUAUGGCAGGCCGCAGGCAAGAGAAACCUCAACGAUGGAAAUCAAAUUGCUGGAUUACCCCGCAACCAAGAAUUUUGCCUCCAACCGGGCCCCGAGACUGACACUUGCUUCCUCCACAAAGUCCUGGGCCAACACGCAUUACAGAAUUCAAAGCUUUCCCGUCCAUUUUGAAAAAGUAGCAGUGGGGAACACGCUCAAGUUCUCGCUAUGGGAUGAUGCGAAGCAAGUAUGGGCUGCAGUUAGGUGUAGGCUCCCGAAGGCUGCAAUCAAGUACCUUUGCAUAUUCAAUGUCAGCGCUACUGCCUACGGUAGUCACCAAUAUGCUGUCGAAUCUUGCGGCCAUGGCCAGAAUAAGGUACUGGCCGACCAGCGUAUCUGCCAUUCGACUCUUAGUCUUCAUGAGAUGAAUGCUUUCGGCCAUCUGCGCUCUGGCGAGAACUUGCAGUGGUACAACAUAACCAGGGAGUUAGCCUCACCACACAUCUCAAUGAACGAAGAACCUGCGCACAAGUUAUUUUGUCAAGCAGCGUGGGAGUUCGGAUCAGUCAGUCCAGAUAGCCAACUCAGAGCCGCCCAUACAUUUUUUGAAGAGCCUGACGCCGUCAACAAGCUCUUGCAAACACUAGAAGGGAGGCUGGACAGCAUCCACAAGAACUGGAAUGAACAUUAUACGCUUCACACAAUUGUCGUUCUGGGACUCAGGGCUCUGAGCCUGUGUCCAACAUCAUUUUUCGAACGCGCUGCAUCUCUCCUGCGACAUUGCAGAAAAGUAGCAUUGGAAUGGUGCACAGGUAUUACAAAUAUGCUUGACGCACAAGUUGGCCCGGACAGUCAUGCAUGCCUGAAGUUACUUUUUAGACUCGGUGGAAUCUGCGUCUUGACUUAUGCUGUGGAAGAUGAGCAUCUCCCAGCGCUUCUUCAAAGCGGCGAAGACUUGCAGAUGCUGGCGAGAUCCUCGAUUCUGUUCUUUGAGAAUACCUCUCAGCCAAUUGCUGAACAGGCCCUGGAGACGAGAGCUAUGGUUAUUCAGACCACGAGGAUUCUGCGCCGUGCUGAGCAGCAAGUGUCCAAACUUAUUGAAGAAGACCCUACAGGUCUCAAUGACGCAGUCCAACAAACCGCGAGCCACAUAAAGAUAACAUCUGCUUGGAGUUUCGACAGCGGAGACAAUAUGAGAUGGGCAAUGAAUCGAUCAAUCCAGACCCUGCAUGAACGUCCACAGGAAGUUCGGUACAAUGUAUUGAGCGGAGAGCUACUCAUAGACAACCAGCCACCAAGUCGUCUUCCCGAAAAAUACACUAAACAUGCGAUAUUUCAGCGACUGUUUGGACAGGUGAGAAAGUCCUAUACCUGGUCUCUGGAAGGCCCUGCUAAUAUCGCAAAGCGGACACUCUCUGUAGUUCGCUCGAGCUUGCGAGGCUCAACCUCAACCUUUAUGACGACGAAGCCAGUUGGGGACUACCAAGUUCAUUUUGGACUCAACGGAGACCAGCUUGUGAUCAAAGCAAAAAAAGCAAGUCAGAUCCUGCGGCUAAUACCGCAUGAUGUCUUGGUCGAAGACUUUCCAGAGUCCCUAAUCAAGAUGCAUGCACAUUGGCUAGAUCUGGAAACCGGAGUCCUUGAGUUCCGACCGCUUGACCAGGCAUGGCAACCAAGUGGUUUGAAUUGGAGUAUGUCCUUUAAGCAGGAGACUGAAGGGUCCUCCGCCACCAAGCAAGGUCAACGGACCUUGGUUGACAUACACAACACCCUCUUCUCACAGAUUGCCGAUGUUCUGAAAGGAUUAGACGAUCCAAAACAUAUUCAAGUUACUAUAUCACCGAAUGGCACUGUCGAAGCGAAACUAGUCCGGUUGCACCUGAGCUUCUUUAUCAAUGAAGAGAAAGAACUGGAGUGCAGGGAGCACAACGCCAUUGUUGAUUUAAACCAGGAUAUAGGCUGUUUCUACGGUCUUUUAAACAAGCUUGUUCUACGGGCCAAAACGGAGCAAGGUCACCGCACCGUGCUGAUUCCUCAUGGGAAGGUGAAAUUUGGCAAAGAUACUCCAAACACUGAAGUUUCAAUAGAGCUUCCGGGCGCUCCACGCAUCAAGUACUUCCAUUACCUUCUUGACUCAAGCCUGGAGUUGCUUUCGGACUCUACAGGUAUGGUGGGUGCCCUAUACCAGGCAUACUUGCAUGCCGUUACCGCAUUUGUACUUCCUGAUCCCGCCACCAAGCGCACAGGAACUGAGGAAGCACUUCGUAUUCUGCGCCAGGCAAGGAUGAAGUCGCCUUUCCCUCUAGACAGCGAAUCUAUCCGGCUGCUGGAACUCAUCGCAGCUCUGACACCAUGGCGCCAGUACUUCCCCCCUGGGAUGGAAGUAUUGCAGAGAGUGAGUUGGAACGGGGAACUCUGUGCCCUAGCGCAGCAUGAUGAUUUUAGGCUACUUGCCCAAGAGAUCUUCGACAACACGACCAAGUUUAUCAGGUUCUGGGACUCGAAGAAAGAGCCGCCUCCUCCAGGUUUAGAUCGAGGAGAUAUGCGCCUUCUCGAUAGGGCACGCUCCCGGAAUUCUCAUUUCUAUAAAUCGGAAUAUGGAGGGACCACCAGAUGUGAAGCGGGGGCUCCGUCAGAGUAUAAGGCCAGAGACAGACCUGAGCCUGCUAGUGAUCGAAGCCAUCGUGCUUACGAGAUUGCGACGCUCAUCCGAAAUUGGCCGGCUGCCCUGCUUAAGAAAGAAGACCUUUUUGGUGCUAUUAAGGGUUGGGGUAGGAUCGAUACGCAAAUCCGGCAGCCCAAUCAGUAUACAUAUACUACGCUUAUUGAUGCUUCGAUGCAGAAGCUAUGGGCCUCUCUGUACAACCAGUGCCGCUCAAGCAGACGGGAGACCGACACAUACUCCUUGAUUUCCGUGUUUUGUAUGGUGGCCUUUGGUAAAUCGAAUGAUUCAUCCAUGUGCCAUCUCCGUUCCUUGCUGGCAGUCGCCUUCUCCGGGUCAUUUCCGGAAAUGCCCGCCCAACUCUUGCACGGAUCAGUGCAGAUAGGUCUUGCACCAGGACAGAAUAUUGACAGGGGCGAAGUCCAGUCUACCAUAUCCAACCACUACCCGUCUUUCAAAUCUGAUUUUGGCAAGAAUCCGAAGAGUGUACCUAAAGAUGAGAAGAGGAGGAUAACGAAGACACAGAAAAAGUUAUACAAUUCAACCAAGAAGCAGGCCAUUGAUGCUCUCACAAGCUCGAUUGUGGAACAAUGGCCAUGUGAGACCCUUAGACGGCCUUCAAAUAUGGAGCCUUGGCAGACAAAGAGCUUCAAUGACUGCGAGCAAUUGUUCAGGAGCUCUAGGAAAAACAUACUGUUCUCUCAGUUUGUUCGGGACGUGCAAGACAAGCUGGAUACUAUGACUGUAUCCCUCUGCCCACCAUUGCAGCUACCCCAGCCGCCCAAGCGUCUCAUGUUCCCAAUACGCUCCCUGGACAUUUGGCAUCCACCUUGCAUUUACGAUCUUCUCCGUGCGGCCAAGGCUCCGUCUCUAAUGGAUAUAGACUACACAUCUCUAAAAUUCGAGAGGGAUCAAGUGCCCGCUUGUCCUAAGAAUGAUUCAGAUGCUACACUCGGGACCCUGAUCUCAGGUCUCCCUAAGGGAUCUAAUCACUUACUUCAAGAGUAUGCGCGUGAUCUCUUGGAAAGCUGGGAAGCCCUCAAGAAGGUAUGCUUGCCUCAGGAUCCCACCGAUUUACCUGUAAACAGAGAUAUACUUGAGCGGCAUCACGAUGAUAUCUUGGAACGGCGAAAUACUCUAUGGGCUGAGAUUACCUCCACAUUAACAACAGUUAAACAUCGCUGGGAAGAUAUUGGUAUCUCUAUACUUGCGCCUUCCGUCACCGUUUCCUCAAUACUAUCAUUUCUGGCAGCCGAUAAGUGGAGUUCAGUCCCAGAGCCUUGGAAAGCGAUACUCUUGACAUUUGCCAAAACGAUUUCGUCAUUGCGUCGAUGCGAAAGGCUUCAAGAGCACUUUGAUAAUUACGACGUCAACAUGUUCUACAGGGAGGCUGAAACAGUGAGCUGUGAUGGUUGGGAACCAUCAGACAACCCCGACUGGCUACUUCUGGAGAUCGAGAGUGAUCUGACCAUCAGAAUGCGCCAGGCAGACAUCGUAGGCAAGAUGAUUACUCCUGAAACCCAAAGCAAUGCGGUUCUCCAGUUGAACAUGGGAGAGGGAAAGACCACCGUCAUUACACCGAUGAUCGCGGCCUCUCUCUCGAACGGAUCCCAACUGGCUCGGAUCAUAGUGCUGAAGCCACUUCUACGGCAAAGUGCCAACAUUUUAGCCCAGAGAUUAGGCGGACUACUGAAUCGCCCAGUUUAUUAUGUUCCAUUUUCACGGAACACAAAGCUCGAUGAAUCUUUGGUUGAAUCACUGAAUGCAAUCUACAGUGAAUGUAUAGAGAAACGAGGAGUCUUGAUAGUCCUCCCAGAACAACUCCUCUCUCUUCGACUGGUUGGUCUUGACAUGGCAACAAAUACAGCUCUCAGCCUAAUCCGAUUGCAAGAAGAGUUACAAAAUAGGUGUCGCACUAUUAUUGACGAAAGCGACGAAGUUCUGGACCCAAAAUUCCAACUCAUAUACACAAGAGGUAACCAGCAAAACGUGGACGGAGAUAGCGAUCGUUGGCAUAUUAUACAAGAUGUACUUGAAGUGGUCGAGAAAGAAGCAGUCGCUUUGCAAGCCGAGGAUCCAAACAUUCUGCAGGUCGAACAACAGGGUACUCGCUAUCCUCUUCUGCACUUCUUGAAGGCACAGGGCCCUCUUUCAUUGCUUGGGAAAGUUGCUAAAGCUAUUUUCCAUCAAGCUCUCCCAGGAUUAUCAUUCCAACAAUGGUCCGAGCAAACUCGUUUAUGCGCAUUGCAAUUCGUCUGUUCUCCGGACGUCAGCCAAGACGACCAGGAUACCGUGCGAGAAGCUUUUAAGAACAGCAUCAUGCUGAAAAGGCUUCUUGUGCUCAGGGGGCUUUUUGCGCAUCGCAUCCUACGGUUUGCAUUGGCAGGAAAACGCUGGUGGGUGGACUACGGGGUUCAUCCCUCGCGGUGCUUGAUGGCUGUUCCAUUUAGGGCCAAGGGUGUGCCUUCAGAGAAUGCCGAAUUCGGACACGCCGAUGUUGCCCUAACCCUGACAUGCCUAAGCUACUAUUAUGGCGGCCUGAGCGAGGACCAGGUACGGCAAUGCUUCCAAUUGAUCCUCAAAGACAAUGAUCCCGGAGUCGAGUACGAGCGUUGGAUUGUGAAAAUUCGAGAGGACCUCCCUGAAGGCUUACGUUCGUUCAACGGAGUGAACUUGGAAGACCGACAAACCUUUCGAGAGGAUUUAUAUCCUCGUCUUCGGUAUCAGAAAGCAAUUAUCGACUUUUUCCUCUCCAAGGUCGUGUUUCCCAAGGAAGCAAAGGAGUUUCCGUUCAAGCUCUCUACAUCGGCGUGGGAUAUCCCUUCAAAGCAGGGUCAACUGCUUACAACAGGCUUCAGCGGAACAAACGACAAUCGGUAUAUGCUCCCAAAAUCGAUGCCCCAGAAGGAUCUACCCGAUCUUCUCCACACAAAUGCGAUGGUUUUGAACCAGCUACUGAGGGAAGAAAAUAUGCGGUGUGUCCUUGCCGAGAAUCCUAACGGCGGCCAGGUGUCUGUAGAGGGGCUUUUGCGGCUUGUCAAUGACCAGGAUCAUAGAAUCAAGGUUAUCAUUGACGUUGGGGCACAGAUUUUAGAGUCAAGCAAUGAAGAAGUGGCCAAGGCCUGGCUUGCUACUACCGGAGCUCAAGCCUCUGCCGCCAUCUUCUACAACGAGGAGGAUGAAGCCGUGGUAGUAGAUCACGAUGGAUUCAUCGAGCCACUUAUUGCAUCUCCAUUUCGGGGAAGGAUGCAUCUGUGCUUGGUCUUCCUAGACCAGCAUCAUUCACGAGGAGUCGAUCUAAAACUCCCCCGAAAUUAUCGCGCAGCUGUUACGCUAGGACCGCGAUUGACCAAAGACCGACUUGUACAGGCUUGCAACAGGAUGAGAGAGCUUGGGAACGGUCAAUCGGUUGCAUUCUUUAUACCUCCCGAGGUUAGGCAUAGCUUGAAAGCGAAUGACAACGGCAAUUUCACUUCCUUUGAGGUGAUAGACUGGGUGCUGAAACAGACAUGCGCUCACUUGGAGAACCUUCGGCCGCUUUGGGCGUGGCAGGGACUACAGUAUUACCGCUGCUUGCAAAUCUGGGAAGAUUUUAAACCGGAAACGAACACUCUCCAGGACAUGGUAACCCAAAUCCAGGAGUCAGAGUCAAAGACACUCUCUCAACUUUAUGCACCCUGGGAAGACCCUCCAUACUGCCUUGACACUCUCCGGGCACUGGCACUUUACGACCAGGCAGCUGGAGAACUCUUCGACGUAUGGUAUAACUCUUCUACUGCUAUCACGAUGCUUCAUGAAGAGCAAGAGCGAGAGAUUACGCAAGAGGUACAAAGGGAGCAGCAAGUCUGCCGGCCACGAGCAGUGACCGCUCUAAAUCAUUGCGUCCACGGCGAUCUCAAACACUUCGUCAGACACGGCCGCUUCCCGGGGCACUUCCGGUCUGAGGCCGUUGGAAAACAACCGCCCUUCAUGACCCUUUUGCGAACCUCAGCCGGCAAGUUCAAGGCUCCCUUGGAACUCAUGGGCAAACUACUCUAUGCCACAGUCGAUUUCCUCAAAUCGAUAGAAGAGGGCGCAAAUUCUGUUGACGACGAGUUUCUCAAACCAGUUCACUGGGUCCUCUCUAAUGUCCACAGCUCGCAACUUAUCAUUAUAAGCCAGUACGAGGCCAACGCCCUUAUUCCCGAGAUCCGCAAGUCCGAGAAGGUUACCCUACAUAUGUACGCCCCACGGACAACCAAGGACAUGUGCUCCUUCAGCAAGCUGGACUUCCUUACAAUCGGGAAAAAGCGACCGGCGCUACAGAUACCACCGGAGCUGAUCCAAGCACUGGAGAUCUUCUCGGGUAGCCUGUAUUUCGACACCUUUGCGGAGUACGAGGCGGCAUGCCACUUUUUUGGCUUCAUGACUGACAGGACUCGCGACUUGAAUGUCCCCGAAGAGUGCGUCACGAGCGAGGGCUUUGUGAACGAGCAAGGGCGCAAUCAGGUCGGGUGGCCUGUGAAAUCGCCGUUUGAGACAAACCCGCUGCCGUUCCUAAAGGCGUGGUAUAGCACUCGAACGAAAGGCCAUGGGUUUGCACAGUCGCAUGUGGGAACGAUCGUUGAGGCGAGGAGGUUGAGCGAGGACCGGUUUUGA
Molecule: messenger RNA, 9309 nt
Organism: Aspergillus mulundensis
Lineage: Eukaryota; Fungi; Ascomycota; Eurotiomycetes; Eurotiales; Aspergillaceae
Exons: 4
Coding region: 1-9309 (3102 amino acids)
Source: RefSeq, a predicted model, not a curated record